CAACUACGAGAAGCUGAUGAUCAAUUCUUAAACGCCUCAGCGAGGUUGAAGCGAUAGUCUUUUAGAAGUAGCCCUAUUCUAUUGUAGUGUCGUCUAAAUUUUAAUUUUUUAUCAAGCUUAUUUGCAGUCUUUGAAUUCUCAUUGAAGAUGGCAGCUGUUGGACAAAUGAAUGUAAUCCGUCAUGACCAAGAGAACGAGAAUUUACUAGCUGGGAAAGCUAAAAUUUCCAAGAACGCGAGACCUCGUGCAGCUCUAGGUGACUUGGGAAACAAACCUACAGCGCUCACGAGUAAGACCGCUACGAACCUUGCCGUUGGCGCUAAACCCAAAAGAACUUUACAAAGAACCGAAGGAACGAGUGGCUUGCUCUCGAAGCAAGCGAAAGACAAUGAAGCUAAACAACAGAAAAUGACGAUUGAUAUGGGUGUUGUCAGUGAAGCGCUGGAAUCUUGUAUGUUCGCAACGAAACCGUCAGAUGUCGUAGAUAUCGAUAAAGAUGACUACUCUAAUCCCCAACUUUGCGCUGAAUACGCUCAAGAAAUCUACCAGUACAUGCACAAAUUGGAGCGUAAAUUCCACGUCAACCCAAGAUAUAUGAGCCAAAGGACGACAAUAACCGAUAAAAUGAGAGCCAUCCUCGUUGACUGGCUUAUUCAAGUUCACAAUCGCUUCCGCCUGUUGCAGGAAACCCUCUACAUCACAGUUUCUAUCUUGGAUAGAUUUUUAUCGAUAUAUGAUCCCACAAAGGACGAACUUCAGUUAAUUGGUGUUAGUGCUAUGCUUCUGGCCUGCAAGUACGAGGAGAUGUACUGUCCAGAGAUUAGCGAUUUUGUUUACAUCACAGACAACACAUACAAAAAGGGUCAGAUAAGGAAAAUGGAGGGUAUUAUUUUCAAACAACUUGAGUUCAGUGUUGGAAAGCCUCUAUGUCUUCAUUUCUUGCGGAGAAAUUCCAAAGCUGGCGAGGUUGAUGGAGUAAAACAGACCAUGGCAAAGUAUUUCAUGGAGCUUUCCCUAGUGGACUAUGGCUGUAUGAAAUUUCUCCCAUCUGAGAUUGCAGCAGCUGCAUUGUACAUUGCAAUGAAAGCAGAUGAUGGAUCAGAGUGGACACCCACUUGUGAAUAUUACAGCAUGUACCCAGAAAGUAAACUACUGCCUUGUGCCAGAAGACUUGCCUCUCUCAUCACUAAGACUCUUGAUGGAAAUGCUAAGCUUAAGGCAGUUUACAACAAAUAUUCAACCCCCAAGUUCAUGGAAAUCAGUAAACGGUCUUGUCUGAAAUCAUCUUUUGUGAUGAACCUUGCUGCUGAAGACUUGCAAUAGAUUAUUAUUAGUGUUUAUAAAUUAAUAUAGCUAUAUUACUCUCAGAUAACUUAAUGAAUUAUUUGGCUUCAUGAAGACAAGCAUCAAAAGCUGAAUAGGGUUUGCUUGAUUUUUUUCACACUUACAGAAUUGUACUAACAAUACCACUGAUCAAUUAAGUAUAAUCUACAGCUUUUCACAAAGUUUACUUAUUUCCAGACAUUCUGUAAUUUUCACUUAAUCUGUUUAAAGAGGCUAAAUAUGAGGUUGUCACAAGCUUGGCAAUAGUGUAUAACAAUCUCUCUUGCAAUCUGUAAAUAUGUGUUUGUCUGGAUUUCUUGAGUAGAGAUGUGAAUUAGACAUCAGAGAAAGACUUGGAAGAAACUGAAUGUGAAUGUAUAUUGAAACCCAAUCAUCAAAGGUGGUUGAAAAUGCACUUUGGAAACUUUGAAAUGAUGUAAAUGUUCUUUAAUCUUUAUUUUUAUGAUUUGUUAGAUAAGUUGUGUUGUUUGUAGAAUUCCAAAUUUUCAUUUUGUAACAGGUUAUAUAUUUUGUAAAUAUCAUAAAAGUUAGCUUCAUUUAUUUUCAAUAAACAGUAAUCUUUACACCUGUUAGUCA
Messenger RNA from Stylophora pistillata, 1920 nucleotides. RefSeq names its product G2/mitotic-specific cyclin-B. The record is from RefSeq and is a predicted model, not a curated record. Gene Ontology annotation, biological process: mitotic cell cycle phase transition. Lineage: Eukaryota; Metazoa; Cnidaria; Anthozoa; Scleractinia; Pocilloporidae. Gene Ontology annotation, molecular function: cyclin-dependent protein serine/threonine kinase regulator activity.